GUAAUAGCCGACUAAGCUGUGUAUGAUGAAACGCAAAUCGCUUAGUAGUACUAGAGGCAAAUCUUACUUUACAUGAUAAGCAAAUGCCAAUAACAAAAAGAAUAGCAACUAAAUGGAGAGAUUCGGCAAGUUUAAUUAUUUUGGCGAAGAAUGGAAACACAAAAGAUUUUGGUUGCGAUUACCGAGUGUUAUUAUUUAAUCGUGCUGAAAAGUCAACAUUCUAUCCUAACUCUGCCGUUUUUCCUGGAGGAGUACAUGAAAAAGGUGACGCUUCACCAUUGUGGCUCAGUUAUAUCAAAAGCUUUGGCCAAAAAACAAACCUAAAUUUAUUUCAAUGUAAUUCACCGCGGCCUGCUAUAUUUACUAAUCAACUGAAUGGUCAAAUUCAAAGAGAGUUUUCAUUGCGUAUAACUGCUGUACGAGAAACAUUUGAGGAGACUGGAAUACUUCUUUGUAAAAAACAUUUUUCUGGUGUAAAGGAAUUGUCCAAUAAUUAUAGCCACAGUUUUGAAGACUUUGACCGACCAUUUUGGCAGCAUCUAGUACAUAAGGACCAUACCCAGUUUUUUACACUCUGUAAGGUCUUAGAAGUGAUCCCAGAUUUAUGGUCGUUAUUUGAAUGGACAGCAUGGCUCACACCAGCAACAUUUAAAAAGAGAUUUGAAACUGGUUUUUACUUAGUGGCGAUGGAGAAUAUACCAGAUGUGAUCCUGGAAAGUAAUGAAGCUGCCAGUUUUUCGUGGAAAACGCCAAAAGAGUUCAUUAAGGAUUACUUUGACCAAAAGCUGUAUCUUCCUCCACCACAGUUAUAUGAAUUAUCAAGGUUACUGAAUUUCCCACGCUUAGAUGAAUUAAUAAAUUUUGCUCGUGUUCGCUCUUCAAAGGGUGUUACCCUAAUGCUUCCUGUUAUUAAGAAAUGUGCCGAUGGUACUGUGAGCUUAAUGCCAGGCGAUGACCUAUACAACAGUAAUACAGAUGAAACAAACCAAAAAAAUACUGAAACAAUCACAAUUGAACAGUAUCGGUCAGAAGUUAAGAAUUUGCAUCGCAUAGAAUAUUUCAAUAAUGGACGUUUUUUUAUACAACUCAAUUGUUCACUGACUGAUGGACAUCUGCCACCAGUAAUUUAUAAUAUAUAAUUGAUAGAUAUAAAUAUGGUUGGAGAGAAAGUCAA
Bactrocera latifrons is the source of this 1174-nucleotide messenger RNA. RefSeq names its product nucleoside diphosphate-linked moiety X motif 19-like. Gene Ontology annotation, molecular function: hydrolase activity, acting on acid anhydrides, in phosphorus-containing anhydrides. Gene Ontology annotation, cellular component: mitochondrion. NCBI's taxonomy places the organism in Eukaryota, Metazoa, Arthropoda, Insecta, Diptera, Tephritidae. Bases 84 to 1139 code for a protein of 351 amino acids. The record is from RefSeq and is a predicted model, not a curated record. The transcript is spliced from 5 exons.